Messenger RNA from Cygnus atratus (black swan), 5251 nucleotides. It is a transcript of the gene CAMKK2, whose product is annotated as calcium/calmodulin dependent protein kinase kinase 2. The transcript is spliced from 18 exons. Gene Ontology annotation, molecular function: protein kinase activity; ATP binding. Lineage: Eukaryota; Metazoa; Chordata; Aves; Anseriformes; Anatidae. Gene Ontology annotation, biological process: CAMKK-AMPK signaling cascade; activation of protein kinase activity; protein phosphorylation. Bases 363 to 2024 code for a protein of 553 amino acids. The record is from RefSeq and is a predicted model, not a curated record.
GCCUCCCUGCCAGCCUCCAGCCUCCAUCCCAGCCUCCGUGCCCGGCUGCCUCCCUCCCUCCCUCCCGCCUUCUCUCGCCGCCGGAACGGAACCGAAAGCAAAGGCGGCGCCGGGCGGCCCCGCUCCGGCCCCGGGGGCCGCGCCCUUCCCCACGGCCCGGCCCGGCUCGGCUCGGCUCGGUACGGCCCGGUCAGGUCGAAGUCCCGUUCUUGCCAAGGAGGAAGCAGGGAGGAGGAGAAGCCGUGUGGAUGCGGCGCGGUGGGCGGAGGUGUUGAGCCUCGGGGCUGAUCCCGCACCCCACGCUUGGUGCACGUCCCCGUCGGAGCACCGCCGGCAGCCGGGAUGAGGCCGGCGGCCUCGCCAUGCCCUCGUGCGUCCCCAGCAGCUCACCCGCGGCCCCCCGGCCCCUGCACCGUGACGGAGGGCGCAGCCAAGCAGCCGGGCCACCGCUGAGCGCCCGCCGCCGCGCCAUGGAGUCGCUCAUCGUGGUGACCGAGUGCGAGGCGACGGGGAUGGCGAGCGAGGAGGAGAUGAGCGCGGCCGCCGGGGAGGAUGGCCGGGAGCCGAGGGCGAAGCUGAACCUCUCCGGCCGAAAGCUGUCCCUGCAGGAGCGCUCGCACACCGCGCACUCGCCCGGCAGCAGCGACGGCGCCAGCGAGCGCUUUAUCUACCCGUCCCUGCCCUACUCGCCGGUGACGUCCCCGCACUCGUCCCCGCGCCUGCCGCGGAGGCCGACGGUGGAGUCCAACCGAGUCUCCAUCACGGGACUGCAGGACUGCGUCCAGCUCAACCAGUACAAGCUGAAGGAUGAGAUCGGGAAGGGCUCCUACGGCGUGGUGAAGCUGGCCUACAACGAGGACGAUAACACCUACUAUGCAAUGAAGGUUCUCUCCAAAAAGAAGCUGAUGAGGCAGGCGGGCUUCCCCCGCCGCCCGCCGCCCCGCGGGGCCAAAGGCGCCUCGGAGGGCUGCGUGCAGCCCAAGGGGCCCAUUGAGCAGGUCUACCAGGAAAUCGCCAUCCUGAAGAAGCUGGACCACCCCAACGUGGUGAAGCUGGUGGAGGUGCUGGAUGACCCCAGCGAGGACCACCUGUACAUGGUGUUUGAACUGGUGAAGCAAGGCCCCGUGAUGGAAAUCCCCACCCUGAAACCUCUCAGCGAGGACCAGGCUCGGUUCUACUUCCAGGACCUGAUCAAGGGCAUUGAAUACUUGCACUAUCAGAAGAUAAUCCACCGGGACAUCAAACCUUCCAACCUCCUCGUGGGGGAGGACGGGCACGUCAAGAUCGCCGACUUCGGCGUCAGCAACGAGUUCAAGGGAGCUGACGCCCUCCUAACCAACACGGUGGGCACCCCCGCCUUCAUGGCCCCAGAGACGCUCUCAGAAACCAGGAAAAUCUUCUCUGGAAAGGCUUUGGACGUCUGGGCCAUGGGAAUCACGCUGUACUGCUUCGUGUUUGGGCAGUGUCCUUUUAUGGAUGAAAGGAUCCUGAGUUUACACAAUAAAAUCAAGACCCAAACGUUGGAGUUCCCAGACCAGCCAGAAGUUACAGAUUUCUUGAAGGAUCUGAUUACACGUAUGCUGGAUAAAAAUCCCGAAUCGAGGAUUUCGGUCCCUGAAAUUAAGGCAAGUACCUUGCAACAGCCUUUGGCAGGAGAUUUCUGGUCCUUCGCCCCUGCGGGAACCUGGAAGGGGCGAGAAGCUGAGAAAAUGGAGACGAAGUUGCACCCUUGGGUCACCAAGAACGGAGCGGAGCUGCUGCCCACCGAGGACGAGAACUGCACCCUGGUGGAGGUGACGGAGGAGGAGGUGGAGAAUUCGGUCAAGCACAUCCCCAGCCUGGCCACCGUGAUCUUGGUUAAAACGAUGAUCCGGAAGCGAUCCUUUGGGAACCCGUUUGAGGGCAGCCGGCGGGAGGAGCGCUCAUUGUCCGCCCCUGGAAACCUGCUGCCGAAGCAAGGCAGUGAAGAUAACCUGAAAUGCAACGACUUGCCUAACGUGGGAGAGGAGGAAGUCCUUUCGUGAACGGCCGCUUUACGGUUCUGUUGAGCAACUCGGUCUGGGGCAUGUUCUAAAGCGUGCGGCUGAGGAUGAGCGACAUUAACAGAGCCCACACCAAACGCAGCAUGACGCGGCGCUAUUUCGGUGUAACGCUGGGUGUAGAGCUUACAUAGCAGCAUGUUGUAAGACAUCCGACUACCGUAUCCGUCAUAACCAUUGAACAUCUCUGAUUGCUUGGACCGCAGACUUCUCGUGGGGGGAAAAAAAGGGUGCUGGCAGAUCCCGGAGAGGUGAGCGAUGAUGUUGAGCAGCAACAGCGCAUUGAAGAAAAAAAAAAAAAAAAUGGCAGUCAAACAAGAAAGGUGUUUGGAACUUCUUUUGCCUGCCAAAAAAAAUUCCAGGCACUAUCGCCAACGUCCCAGGGGUGUUGUAUGCCCAUCUCGUGCGCACGUGCAGAAGUGUGAAGCUUUUGCAGAGCGGCAUGCGCGAUAUAAAACUACACUCAUGCACUUUGAGGGUUCAUGACCUGCCAGAAAUGUUGCAUCUAUUUCUCGUCGUUCUGUUCUGGUUUUAAUUGACACCUUUUUAACUGCAUGGGAACAAAGCAAAACCCACCUUUUCAGCUUUUUUUUAAGAAUGCCUACCUUUGUGAGCCGAGUUGUAUUAAACGGCAUCUUCAGGACAUUCAGAAAGUGAGGCUAAUUGCAGCGUUUGAGGACGCUGCCUCUCCUGAGGUCUUGGUGUUGGUGGGACUGCCAAUGGGUAAGUUCAACACUCAGUGUAUGAAAGGAAAAGGUACUUAAGGGCUUAAGUUCAGUCUGAACUAUUUUUGCUGCAGACAUAAGAGUGAAAGGUGGUGUUUAGCUGAAUGUUUUGAACAGCAGAGGAAGCACUAACAAGUCUGUUUCUAAAUCUUUUACUUGAUCUAGAUAGCUAUACUAGUAAAUAUAAAAUUCAGGGUAAAAUCCUUCACUUCCAUGUACAUUACAUGGUUUACUACAAUUAAAAAUAAUACAACUUAACGCUAUUUUUUAAGUAUAGAUUUAGGGCUUGCUUAGACUUUAAGAUCUUAACGAAAUACUUAGAUUAGCUAGUAAUUUUCAAAGAAACCUUUGUUUUCCAAACUCUUCAUUUGGAUUUUGGGGCCAAUGCUGUGUACUUUUUGCAAGUUCGUUACCAGUAAUUUGUGAAUGCCUGUGGAUCAGAGGCUUGUUAGUAAUUUAAGUGUAUACCUAAUUCAUGGAUUGUUUCUUAUGAAGAGCUCCUUCACCUGCAGUCAGAUUUCUCUGAUCAUUUUGUGGUGCUUGUUGAGAAAAAAAAAAAAAAAGUAGUGGGAGAGACUCUGGCUUCUGGACUCACGUUCACAAGAUCUCUGUGCUCAGACAAAGCUGGAGAGCGGCAGCGUGUAGGUGAGCUGGCGGAGAUCAGGGUUUGGCUGAGCGAAGGGGUCCGGGUAAGUACAGCUGUCCUGUGGCUGGAGCGUGGGGCCGGGAGGAGAAGGUCGGACUUCUUGUCUCAGCCUCGCGACUGAUGUGGUUCUGCUGGGAGAGGAGGAUCCAAACAUCCCGAGCAUGCGAGGGACAGUUAGGCUGAACUCUUUGCCCUGAGGGUGCUUUAGGAAACCGAAGUGUUAGGGGUGGUGGGAUGGCUGCCCGCUGACCCGGCCACAGCUGCCCUGUUGUAGGCUUUUAGGACGUGACUGUUCCCUUGUCUUCCGUCACCUUGGGCGCCGCUGGCAGCAGAGCGCUGAGGCUCUUGGCUGCGGUCGGACCUGGCCCAGUAAGUCCUGGCUCUGACCGGUCCUUGUUGAAGUCGGGUGGUGUUAGUGAGUGCAGAGGUGCCUACACAAACUGCCCUGUAUGUCUUUUGAUCACCUGAAGCGAUGCUCCCCUUAGGUCGCAAUUCAUUACCGAAAGAUUGUGCUGCUGGCCUCUCCAAAACCAGUGCCUCUGGUUUGUGAUUUGGGAGCGGUACGGUGGAAUUCAGGGCCAUGUUUUCCUCCCAUUUUUCGUCCAAGGCUAUGCCAAAGCCCUGCAGCUUCAGCUAUGGGAAAACCAAACAGGUAACUUGGUUGCCAGCACUACUCCAGCUGCCUCCUCCCCUGUCUCUGAACAGGAUUUGUUCAUUGUGGAAACGAUGAUUGGGAGUGGGCAGCUUGGUUCUAUAACCUUGUAAAUGGACUUAUUCUGAGGGGAAAAAAAAAAAAGGAAAAAAAAAAAGGGGAUCUGAUUACUUGUAGCUAGUGUGUAGUGACGUGUGUGGUGUGUUUUUGUUAGAGGUGAGUGAGCUGUAGCGAUGCUCCAUGCUGAGCAUCUCCAGCUGGUGAUUUGGCAGGUACCUAGCAAGACAGUUUAAAUUUACCAAACAGGAUUGCCAGGUGCAAUGCAGCUUCUGAACAGAACAACCUCCACCAGUUCCUUGAUGCCCAGUCACAGUUACUGGGACUCAGAUGCUAGCAUAGAUCGGUGUCUUACGGCCAGUGUGGGCUUGGUUCGUACGGAUCCUAAGGCUCAGCACUUCCCGAAGGUGCUCUGCAGAAGGCUUGUCUCUUAGUGCCAGCUCUGGUAAGGCUGCAGCCAAAUGCACGUUUCCAAAAGAAACUCGAUGUAGAUUUUCUUGUUGAUUCGUUCUGUUGAAAGCGUAAAGCUUGGGUGUGUGAGGAAGAUGUAUCUCAAUGCAUGACCUGUUAGAGAAGCUGUACUGUAUGUUUCAAUCUGCCCAGUUCGCCGUCUGCUGUUCCUUAGUAAUAAAGCUCGCUUUUUUUCUUAUAGUGAAGUAAACAUUUUGCUUGUGCCUUGGAACUGGGCUACAGCUUGAUUUCCCCAAUUCCCCUCCUUUCAAGCGAGCCCAGUGCUGACUGUGGGGUUAAUGCUGGGUACUUUGGGGCUCUGAAAGCACACAGGAAAGUGCUAUGGGGAAACCAGGCCUCUCGUGCUGAGUAGUUUUCUUGGUGGUCCCCUCCCACCGAUCAGGCAACUGAUCUGUUUCUUUUCUAGAGUCCUGAAUAUUGGCAAAUUUUUAUACUGUUUGUUUAAUGACCAAGGCUUGUGUUUCAUUCUUACCCCUUUAUUAUGCAUUUAACUUUAUCAGGUGUAUCAAGUUUAAAUACUGUGUAUUUACCACUUUUAAAUUAUAUUACCUAAGAAGAAAACAACUAAGUGUUUUUCCACACAGCUGUUCAAGCUUCUCUGUACAAGUUGAAAUAAAUGACAUGCAACCACACCCUGAAUUAGUUGAUUAAGGGGAACCAU